This is a messenger RNA of Ostreobium quekettii, 924 nucleotides long. The record is from the annotation of a GenBank genome assembly. Lineage: Eukaryota; Viridiplantae; Chlorophyta; Ulvophyceae; Bryopsidales; Ostreobiaceae.
AUGGACCGUCGAGAAGUGGUGCUGGUCACGGGCUGCUCGAGUGGGCUGGGGCGCGCCCUCGCGGUGGCCCUGCACGAGUUCACCACGCCAGAUGGGUCCAACCCGUACAAGGUGUUUGCGAGCGCACGGAAGCCCGCCGACAUUGACAGCCUCAAGGAGACGGGCGUUGAUGCAGUGCAGCUGGACGUCACUGACGCCGGCUCCGUUGCGGCCGCCGUGUCCAGUAUCCGGCAGAAGGCAGGGAGAAUUGACGUGGUGGUGAACAACGCCGGGAUCCUUUCCGCUGGACCACUGGUGGAGAGCAGCAUGCAAAACCUGGAAAGGGCAAUGGACACAAAUCUGCUGGGAGCAAUGCGUGUCAUUCAAGCAGUAGUCCCUGAGAUGAUGGAGAGGAGGAAGGGAAUGAUCGUCAACAUUGGAAGUGUUGCUGGACACCUUGUCACCCCUUUUGCUGCCAUGUACCAUGCCUCGAAGGCGGCCCUGUUGGCCAUCAGCGAAUCUCUCAAGAUGGAACUAUCACCUUGGGAUAUCAAGGUCAUGUUGGUGGAGGCCGGGGCCUUCAAGAGCGCCCUCAGCGAGAAUUCUGCAGAUGCAGUCCAGACAUACUCAUCGAAAGAGUCACUUUACAGUCCCAUUGCCGAAAGCAUACGAGAUAGGGUGUUCAUGUCGCAAAGGGAUCCCAAGGUGAUGUCAGUUGAUGCAGUUGCACAGCAAAUAAUAGCAGCAAUGAGGAGGAAAAAUACGCCUUGGAGGGUACCUGUAGCGGGCAACUAUUGCAAGUUCAUGUUCUGGGCGUUUCUGCAAAAGUGGGUUGCUCCUGGCAUAGUAGACGGACUACUUCAGAACAAAUUUGGACUGACAAAGUUGGGGCAAAUCAUAAUGGGAGAGUCAUCACAGACCACUCAGGGCUCCAAGUCCGAAUGA